This is a messenger RNA of Colius striatus (speckled mousebird), 2719 nucleotides long. It is a transcript of the gene SPDL1, whose product is annotated as spindle apparatus coiled-coil protein 1. Gene Ontology annotation, biological process: protein localization to kinetochore; mitotic metaphase chromosome alignment; establishment of mitotic spindle orientation. The coding region runs from base 180 to 2006 and encodes 608 amino acids. The record is from RefSeq and is a predicted model, not a curated record. Gene Ontology annotation, cellular component: outer kinetochore; spindle pole. Gene Ontology annotation, molecular function: kinetochore binding. Lineage: Eukaryota; Metazoa; Chordata; Aves; Coliiformes; Coliidae. The transcript has 13 exons.
GCGGCGGCGGUGCGGCCGCUGCGCUGAGGGAGCUGCGAGGGACGGAGGGGCUGCGACGGGGCUUUCCCCUCCUUAGAGCUGGUGCUGUCUCUGCCGCUCCUUGUUCACUAAAAGGUUGUGUACCAGAAUAAGGUCAAGAAAGACUUAAAUGGAUUUCUGAAGUAACAAAAGGAAGAAAAAUGGAGUCAGAGACCAUUUUAAGCCUUAGACACCAACUCAAAGAAGCUGAGAAUGAGCGAAGAAAGGCAGCACAAUAUGGUUUGCAUUUAUUGGAGUCCCAGAGUGAAGUUCAGAAUCAAUUGGAUCAAACACGCCGUGAACUGACUGAAAAAACUGAGAAAUUUGAACAAGAAAAAUACUCUCUUCAGAGAGAAAUUGAACUAAAGAAUCGAAUGUUGGAAAGCUUGAGUUUUGAAUGUGAUUCCCUUAAGCAACAGCAAAACAUGCAACUGGAUAAGCAGAAAGAACAGCUAGCCAGAACUUAUGGACAAGAAAUUGGUGACCUUAAAAACAAGUUGGAGAACCUGAAAGCAGAACUAGAUGAAACCCGACUAUCGGAGAAACAGUUGAGACACAAAGUGGAUCAUCAGAAGGAAAUAAUCGCUGCCAAAUCAGAAGAACUACAUAUGAUGUCUGAACGUGUACAUGAGACCAUGUCUUCAGAAAUGCUCCAUCUUCAGCUAGAACUCACUGAACUAGAAAGUGUGAAGGCCAAUGUUGAAGAAAAGCUGAAUGAACUGCAGUACAAUAAAGAACAGUUGGAACUGAUGAACAGUAACUUACGUAAUCAACUGGAGCGCCUACAAGGAGAAAAAGAAGAAAGGGAAAAAGAAGUUGUUUCUUACUGUAAUGCAUUAGAGAAAGCUCGUGAAGCUAAUCAGGAGCUUCAGGUUCAGCUGGAUCAUGCUGUGCAACAGUCUUUGGAUCCUACAAGUAAAGGCAAUUCUCUCUUUGCUGAGGUGGAGGACCGUAGGGCAGAAAUGGAACGACAGCUGAUCAGUGUGAAAAUAAAGUAUCAGUCACUCCAAAAACAGCAUGCAUUCACUAGAGAACAGUUGCAGAGAAUGAAGCUGCAAAUGGCUACACUGCUACAGAUGAAAGGUUCUCAGGCAGAGUUUGAGCAGCUGGAGCGCUUACAGUCCAUGUUAGAACAAAAGAAUGGUGAAGUAGAAGAUCUUCUUAUGAAAGUGAGGCAGCUAGAAAAAUUUAAGACUUUAUAUGAGAAUAUGGAAGAAUCCAAGGCUAGUAGUAGCUCCAAAGGAGGAGAGUCUGAAGAUGGUUAUUAUGCAGAUUUACUGCAAAUGAAACUUGACAACUCAAACAAGGAAACAGAAACCUUGAAAAAUGAGCUAUCCUUGCAGAGGAUGAAAGCUCUGUAUGAGAGCCAGAGAGUUCUAGAAGUCGAAAGAAAACUCUUCACAAACGAGAGACACUUGCAAGCUUGUCAGAGUGAGAAUAUGAACUUGCGAGUUAAGCUGGAUGAACUAAAAAUGAAAUAUGAACCUGAAGAAUUACUCAAAGGCACUAAAAUGAAAAAAAAGAGGGAGAAGAUUCCAGUGGACACUACUUGUGAAUACUUGAACAGCAAAAAUACUUCCAUAAAAGAAGCUGAUCUCACCCAGCUACCAAGUAAGGAAGAAAAAAGGGUGACUUUCAAGAAUUUGGAGCAAAGUGAUGCUUCUCCAAAAAAACACAUUCUUGAAGCACCAGCAAUAAGUACAGCUCUCCAAGCAAUGCAACAAGCACUUGAACCUCAAAGAGAAAGAAAGAGAGUAAAAACUACAGAUGAGAAGCAGGAUGACUUGACUUUGUAUAGCACAAGUGGACGCAAUUCCUUGACUUCAGCUGCCCCCAGGUUAACAGCUGAAUCCAGAUUUGAAGCUACAGAAGAAGAAGAUAAAAAAGAAAAUAAAAUCACGACUGAGAAGAAAACAGAAAAGAAAAAAUAUCCAACAUUGUAUGUAUCUUCUAAGCCAACUUCUGAAACACAGUGUGCUCAGCAAUAAAGCUUGUUUUUCUGAAAGGAACACAAACAGUCUGCAGUCCUGCUUCAGCAGGAAAUACUGAGUACGCUUAGAUAAAUGUUCAGGUUCCUAACUUAGAGGUUGCUCUGCCUUGUUUGAUGAAGAAUAUGUUUAUGUUAAACAGAGUUGCACUUUUGAUAGCUGAACUUCCCAGGGGGCACCCAGUAAGGUCCCUGGCAAUAUGAUCUGAUGUGUUGCUUUGUAUCUUGACGAAAUCUCUAAAUAUGUGUUAGUCCAUUAUCUGUUUGAAGCACAGUGCUAUUUGGAAAGAUAAGUACUUUCUACAGCAGCUUUAUCUUACAACAAGACAAGACAGACUAGAUAAUGAUGCAGAACUCAACUAAGUCACGUGCACCGGAGUUUCUUCUAGUUCCUCGAUUCAUAAUUAUUGUUUUUUUCCCCCUGCUGUGUAAUUGUUCAACUUUUCAGACUGAGCUGAUUGCAGAGGUGCAUGUGAGUCAUGUCAUGCAUUUUGUGGGAUGGUUUUCUUUUGAAACUGUAUAUAAUUCUCAUAUUUGUAUUAAUAAUUACAAUAAACCUUUAUUUCUUUUACUUCCUAAAAUGUAGUGUAUACUGCAUUUGAGGCAAGACAUUGAGUGAAAGCUCUCAGUUUCCUGAUUGAGAGGUGAAGUAUUUUGUAGAAAAGGCUUUGCUGGAAAAAAAGUACCACUGAAUAAAAAGCUAAGACAUUGUAA